This is a messenger RNA of Carcharodon carcharias (great white shark), 4788 nucleotides long. RefSeq names its product WD repeat-containing protein 7. Gene Ontology annotation, molecular function: protein binding. Gene Ontology annotation, cellular component: cytoplasm. The record is from RefSeq and is a predicted model, not a curated record. The transcript has 29 exons. Lineage: Eukaryota; Metazoa; Chordata; Chondrichthyes; Lamniformes; Lamnidae. Bases 216 to 4727 code for a protein of 1503 amino acids.
CGAGUGAGUGCAGCUGUUGCCGGUGAAGCAGUGUCAGAGCUGGAGCCUGCGGCUGCAAUAUGGAGUGAAAUUAGAAGGGAAAUAAUAAGCAGACGUGGAAGAGAAGCCAACUCCAUUUCUUUGAACAUUGAAUGGUGCUGAAAAAUGUGGAGGAGUCCUUUCUGCUAACGCUCCCUUGAAAGUCUGAUUCCAGGGACAAGAAGACUAAAACAAAAAUGGCUGCAAAUAGCCUGGUGUUGCCCAUCGUACUGUGGGGCCCCAAAGCUCCAACACACUGUAUUUCAGCAUUACUGGUGAUGGAUGAUUUGGCAACCAUCGUCACAGGAUGUCAUGAUGGGCAAAUUUGUCUUUGGGAUCUAACUCCAAAAUUAGAGAUCAUACCGAGGGCCUUACUGUUUGGCCACACAUCAUCCAUCACUUGCCUUUCUAAAGCUAAUGCCAGCAGUGACAAACAGUAUGUCGUCAGUGCAUCUGAAAGUGGAGAGAUGUGCCUUUGGGAUGUGAGUGAUGGCAGAUGCAUUGAAUUUACUAAACUGGCCUGCACUCAUACUGGCAUACAAUUUUAUCAGUUCAGCAUUGGAACUCAACGAGAGGGAAGACUACUGUGCUAUGGACAUUACCCAGAAAUCCUUGUAGUUGAUGCCAUUAGCCUGGAGGUCCAUUAUUCUCUGGUGUCCAAGAUCUCUCCUGAUUGGAUUAGUUCAGUGAGCGUUAUACGUUCACUGAGAACACAAGAGGAUACAGUGGUAGCUGUUUCAUUAACUGGAAUUUUGAAGGUGUGGAUAAUUACUGCUGAAAUCAAUCGAAUGCAGGAAACUGAGCCAAUAUUUGAAGAAGAAUCCAAGCCCAUUUACUGCCUAAACUGUCAAAGCAUUUCAUUUUGCACAUAUACACAGCAAUCCCUGCUGGUGGUUUGCUCCAAAUAUUGGAGGGUGUUUGAUGCUGGAGAUUUUUCUUUGUUAUGCUCAGUGUCCAGUGAUGGUGAUCAGUCUUGGACUGGGGGUGAAUUUGUUGAUGCCGACAAGGUUGUCAUUUGGACAGAAGAUGGAAGUAGCUUCACUUACCGACUACCAGCGAGUUGUUUACCAGCCAGUGAAUCAUUCCGCAGUAAUGUUGGCAAAGCCAUUGAGAAUUCCAUUCCUCCUUUACUGUAUAAUGUAUUGGACAGGAAAGAUAAAUCCAGUAUUCAGCAUGUAGAGUCUGGGUAUGUGGGGGAGGCAGUUGUCCACGUUCCUCAUGAGUGUUAUCCUGACCCUGUAAAAGCCUGGGAGCUCUACAGACCGCAGCUGUUAUCAUGUGCUCGGCCUUUUGAGGCACCACUUCUCAUCUGCCCACCUGUCACACGGUUCUUUUAUGGUCGUAGAGAGCCCUUCCAUAAAUUGUUGAUUCAGGGAGAUUCAUCAGGGAGGCUCUUGAUAUGGUGUAUUCCUGAAACAGUGGGCUUAACUCAGGGAGGUACUGUUCAAGAGUUGAAAGUCACCACUUCUGCAUGCUUGCAAGAUACAUUUGAUCAUCUCAUUCCAAGGCCUGCUGGAAUUAUAGACCAGCUGAGCACACUUCCUGGUAGUGAGGAGCCUUUGAAGGUGACAGCUAGCGUUUAUAUUCCCUCUCAUGGACGUCUGGUAUGUGGACGUGAAGAUGGCAGUAUUGUUAUUGUGCCAGCUACUCAGACUGCUAUAGUUCAGCUAUUGCAAGGAGAACACAUGCUGAGACGAGGAUGGCCUCCUCAUCGAACUCUUCGUGGCCACAGAAGCAAAGUGACGUGCUUGCUGUAUCCACACCAGGUCUCAACACGGUACGAUCAGCGCUACUUGGUGUCUGGUGGUGUAGAUUUCUCUGUAAUCAUCUGGGAUAUUAACUCGGGGGAAAUGAAACAUAUCUUCUGCGUCCAUGGUGGAGAAAUCACCCAACUGGUAGUACCACCUGAAAAUUGCAGUUCUCGAGUUCAGUACUGUGUCUGCUCGGUCGCUAGCGACCAUUCCGUGGGUCUUCUCAGCCUUCGAGACAAGAAGUGCAUAAUGCUGGCAUCGAGGCAUCUAUUUCCUAUUCAAAUUAUCAAGUGGAGACCUUCUGAUGAUUACCUAGUAGUGGGGUGUUCAGAUGGAUCGGUGUAUGUCUGGCAGAUGGACACUGGUGCAUUAGACCGCUGUGUAAUGGGAAUUACUGCAGUGGAAAUCCUGAAUGCCUGUGAUGAAGCUGUUCCAGCUGCUGUAGAUACUCUAAGUCACCCAGCUGUAAACCUAAAACAGGCCAUGACUCGACGGAGCCUCACCGCUUUGAAACAUAUGGCACACCACAAGCUGCAGACGCUUGCUACCAACCUUUUGGCAUCUGAAGCUGCUGAUAAGGGGGCUUUGCCGAAGUAUUCCCAUAAUGCACUUAUGGUUCAAGCCAUGAAGACCAACUUGACAGAUCCAGAUAUCCAUAUAUUAUUCUUUGAUGUGGAAGCUCUGAUCAUCCAGCUGCUAACGGAGGAAGCAUCCAGACCCAAUCCCACUCUUAUUUCUCCAGAGAGCCUCCAGAAAGCCCAAGGCAGCACAGACAAAAGCAGUUCUUUCCUGACUGGGAAGAGAGCAGCUGUUCUCUUCCAACAGGUGAAGGAAACUAUCAAAGAGAAUAUUAAGGAGCAUUUGCUGGAUGAUGAUGAAGAUGAUGAAGAUGAGAUGAAGAGGCAGAAGAGGGAAGAAAGUGACUCAGAAUACAAGGGCAGCAAAUCAAAGCCACUCACACUGUUAGAGUACAACCUAACAAUGGACACUGCCAAGCUGUUCAUGUCCUGUCUUCAUGCUUGGGGAUUGAAUGAAGGAUUAGAUGAUGUUUGCCUCAUCCGCCUUGGCAUGUUAAAACCUCACUGCCCUGUAUCAUUUGGUUUGCUUUCAAGGGGAGGACAUAUGUCAUUGAUGCUUCCUGGCUUCAAACAGACUACUUUCAAGACACUAGAUGGUGCCAUUGAAACAGGAAAGAAACUCAUUCUGAGAAACAGCGCAUAUAAUGUGUCCAGGGCAGUUACAACUCAACACCUGCUCUCUCUUAUCUCCUUAGCUAAUACAUUAAUGAGUAUGACCAAUGCCACCUUCAUCGGAGAGCACAUGAAAAAAUUGCCACAAAGACCACAGAAACCGAGCACCCUAGAGAUGACUAAAGGGAAACCUUCCCCUCCAGUCUCCUCCACUGCUGUACAGGGACAGAUCAAACAAGGCUGGAGUCAACUAGCAGCCAUGCAUUGCGUAAUGCUGCCUGAUCAUCUGGGACAGGACAACUUUAGACCUCCACUCCUGGAGAUGUUGGCCCGGCGAUGGCAAGAUCGUUGUUUAGAGGUGAGAGAAGCUGCUCAAGCCUUACUGCUGGCAGAGCUUCGUAGAAUUGAGAAAGAAGGACGAAAGGAAACUAUAGACAUGUGGUCACCAUACCUGCCACAGUAUGUGGAUAGCAUUAUGUCACCUGGCGUGACAACAGAAGCCUUACAAGCUGUUGGUGCAAGUCCAGAUUUACAAGGAGCUGAUGCCAAAGUUCAGGAAGAAGAACCUGACCUAGCAGAUGAUGACAUUACUACAGGCUGCUUGCCAGGUUUUCUGGGGCAUGCAAAGAAAUUGUCAUCAUCUUAUGAGGAGCGGCGUAAACAGGCUACAGCCAUUGUCCUUCUCGGUGUCAUUGGAGCAGAAUUUGGUGCUGAGAUUGAACCUCCAAAGCUGCCAACUCGGACUAGGAACACCAAUCAGGUCCCAGAGGGCUUUGGACUGACCAGUGGAGGGUCCAAUUAUUCCCUGGCUAGACACACCUGCAAGGCUUUGACAUUCCUCCUGCUGCAGCCUUCUAGUCCUAAGCUUCCAGCGCACAGCACAAUCCGCAGAACUGCUAUUGAUUUGAUUGGGCGUGGCUUUACUGUGUGGGAACCCUAUAUGGAUGUGUCGGCUGUGCUGAUGGGACUUCUAGAGCUCUGUGCUGAUGCCGAGAAACAUCUCACUAACAUUACAAUGGGGCUGCCGCUCAGCCCUGCAGCUGACUCCUCCCGCUCAGCACGUCACGCUCUUUCACUCAUUGCCACAGCCAGACCACCAGCCUUCAUAACUACUAUUGCUCGUGAGGUCCACCGGCACACAGCUUUAGCAGCCAAUACACAGUCCCAGCCAAAUGUGCACACCAGCACCUUGGCUCGUGCAAAGAGUGAAAUUCUGCGAGUAAUUGAGAUCCUGAUAGAAAAGAUGCCUACAGAUGUAGUGGACCUUCUAGUAGAGGUUAUGGACAUCAUCAUGUACUGCCUAGAAGGAUCCUUGGUCAAGAAAAAGGGGCUUCAAGAAUGUUUCCCUUCAAUUUGUCGGUUCUACAUGGUAAGCUACUGUGAGAGGAGUAACAGAAUAGCAGUCGGAGCUCGACAUGGCUCAGUGGCUUUAUACGACAUCCGCACAGGAAAAUGCCAGACCAUUCAUGGCCACAGUGGACCAAUAACUGCAGUGUCCUUUGCUCCUGAUGGACGGUAUCUGGCCACAUAUUCCAAUGCUGACAGUCACAUCUCCUUCUGGCAGAUGAACACUUCGCUAUUGGGGAGUAUUGGUAUGCUAAACUCUGCCCCCCAGCUCCGAUGUAUGAAAACAUACCAAGUGCCCCCUGUUCAUCCUGCUUCUCCUGGUUCUCAGAAUGCACUGAAACUGGCACGUCUGAUCUGGACCUCCAACCGCAAUGUCAUCCUUAUGGCACAUGACGGGAAAGAGCAUCGAUUUAUGGUUUGAAGCCACCACCUUAAUCACAUGAAACAUGCUAAAGAAAUAAAAAUGUGUGUGCUGUUUGCAA